AUGUCUAUCGUGCCAUACCUUUACGACGUGGAAAGACCAUUGCGCAUGAUGGAACGUGAUUUCUUCCGAUCGCCGUUGGAAUUGGUGCCUCGUAAUUUCUUUGGUCCACAAUUCGCCAGACCAUGGGAAAACAUUAUGCAGGAAUGGGACAAUAUUUUACGACCAGUGCAGCAGUUAUCACGAGCGAAGGAUCAACUCGCAUUAAAUCAAAUUGAGCCGAAAAUAACUUCAGAUGACGAGAAAUUUCAGGUUUAUGUGGAUGUGCAGCAUUUCGGCCCAGAGGAGAUCAGUGUCAAGGUUGUCAAAGGGAACGUAAUCAUCGAAGGGAAUCAUAAAGAGAAACAAGAUCGACAUGGAUUCAUUUCUAGACAGUUUGUGAGACGAUACGCGCUUCCAAAAGGACCUUUUUACCUGAUACCGUAA
Molecule: messenger RNA, 423 nt
Organism: Parnassius apollo (apollo)
Lineage: Eukaryota; Metazoa; Arthropoda; Insecta; Lepidoptera; Papilionidae
Source: the annotation of a GenBank genome assembly